Messenger RNA from Mycosarcoma maydis (corn smut), 1056 nucleotides. RefSeq lists its product as uncharacterized. The record is from RefSeq and is a predicted model, not a curated record. The coding region runs from base 1 to 1056 and encodes 351 amino acids. Gene Ontology annotation, molecular function: hydrolase activity. NCBI's taxonomy places the organism in Eukaryota, Fungi, Basidiomycota, Ustilaginomycetes, Ustilaginales. The transcript has a single exon.
AUGCGCGUUACCUUUACCGCCACAGCGUUGACGCUGCUCGCGACGGCGGCACUCUCGGCAGCAAGCCCUUUGAAAGAGCGUCAAUCAUUCGUACCAUCAGAAUUCGACACAUGGGUAUGGAGAGACGUGAGCGCCAAUGUGUGCGCCGAUGGAAGCUCGACUGGCGCGGCCUACAACGCGCGUGCCGAUUACAACGCCAAGGAUCUCCUCAUCUGGUUCGAUUCAGGAGGAGCCUGCUGGGACGCCUACACCUGCUUCUACAACCCGACCGCCUACAAUCUUAAUGGGUAUACCAACUACACUUUCCAGACCUACGCAAGGCCAGGUCUCGAAUCACAGUUCCUCGUGACAUCUCGUGAUCCUGCCAGGAACAAUCCCUGGGCUAACGCUCACAUGAUCUUCGUUCCUUAUUGCACUGGUGACGUCCAUGGAGGCAACAACGUCGUGACGUAUGGCGGCGCACCUGCUCCGAUCCAUCACAAAGGCUACGACAAUUUCCAGAACAUCCUUGAGCUCGCCUCCAGCAUGGUGCCUUGGAUCGAGAACGUUUACGUGGCCGGAAGCAGCGCUGGCUGCUACGGUGCUGUGCUCAACUACGUAGCUGCGAAAAGUGCUUGGCCUGAUGCGAAAGUGCACCUGAUCGCUGACUCGUGCGAAGCGACUCCGGGUUUCCUCAACAGCAAGCCAAGCUGGAACCUGGUUCAGCCCUCAGGGAGCUCCUGUCCGAACUGUGCAUCAGGCGAGUUCAACUCGAUCCUUCCCGCCCUGUCUGAGGCGAACCCCGGCAGCAGAUUCGGCUCGAUUUCGUAUUCCGUAGACGACUAUCUCCCUUACUUCCUCUCCACGACCAUGCAGAGCUUCGCCACCUUGAUCAAGCAGUAUUUCGCCAACAUCACCGCUACCGCCACCAACAUGGCCAAGACUUUCACCGUGGCCGGCCAAGCUCAUGGCGUCUUGAUUCAUACCCGUCCUGGAUCCGCAACGGACGCUGAGCUCGCAAGCUGGCUCGCCACCUUGAAAGACCUUGGAUCCACUUUCCAGUCACAGUCGGUAUGA